Molecule: messenger RNA, 5442 nt
Organism: Alligator sinensis (Chinese alligator)
Lineage: Eukaryota; Metazoa; Chordata; Crocodylia; Alligatoridae
Product: zinc finger protein 271-like
Biological process (GO): regulation of transcription by RNA polymerase II
Molecular function (GO): DNA-binding transcription factor activity; RNA polymerase II cis-regulatory region sequence-specific DNA binding
Source: RefSeq, a predicted model, not a curated record
GCGCCGCAGCAAGGAGCAGAUGCUGGAGCUGGUGGUGCUGGAGCAGUUCCUGGCCAUCCUGCCCCGGGAGACGCGGAGCUGGGAGUGGGGGCGCGGCGUGGAGACCUGCGCCCAGGCCGUGGCCCUGGCUGAGGGGCUUCAGCUGGGGCAGGAGGAGGAUGAGACGCUCCAGGUCACAAUUCGCCCAAUGCUGAGGAGACCUGGGAGUGGUCAACAGAUGAAAGCUGCUCAGGCUGGUGCCCUGGAGGAGGCCCUUCCCCAGGAGCAGGUAAGAAGCGCUGGUUCUCCCCUUUCCAGCAGCAGGAGGCACCGUCCCUCAGUGGAGAAAUCUCUGCCACAACAUUUUGAUAGAUUCAGUGCUUCAACAGGUGCCGGGACCCUGAUUAAAGCUGAUCAGCAGCCUCCUGGGGAAGGGCCUGUAAACUUGGAGAUGCAGAGGACAUCCCCAGGAAGACUGGGAGAGAGAGGCUCCUUGAUACCAGAGCUGGGCCAGGUGCAGAAGGGGCCGGUCAGGCCUCCAAAGCAGGAGGAGAGCUUGGAGCUCCAGCAGGUGUUUGAGGACGUGGCCGUGUGUUUCACCCGGAAGGAGUGGAAGCUGCUGGAAGAUGACGACAAGGUGCUUUACCGGGACCAGAUGCUGAGGAAUUAUCAAGCCCUUGUUUCCCUAGGAUAUCGAGGUCCCACCCCUGACUUAAUCUGCCGCAUCCAGCGAGGAGAGGUGGAGCUCUGGGUCUGUGAGGACGAGGACCAGGAGAAAAUCUUGAAGUUGGAGGACCUGUCUCCAGAUUCAUGUGACAUGGAGGCCACCUGGGAAUUGUCAGCAGAGGCUAGCUUCAUGGUUUCAUUCCCUGCACCAGACCUUUCCCUGAAAGCAGGAGGUACCUGGCUGCUGAGCAGAGCUGAGGAGCAGGCUCCUGAGGAAGGGCCUGUAAACCUGGAGCCAACACAGACUUCCCUAGGGGGGUUGGGUGAGAUGGACUCCCUGAGACCUGAGAGGGACCUGUGGCACAGGAGUCAGGGGAGGCCCCAAAAGCAGAAGAAUGUAGCUGUGAACCAGGUACCAUCACCAGUUGGUCGUGAGAUGUAUAUGGAGAGUGGGGAGCAGUCACACCACUGCACCAAGUGUGGGAAGAGCUUCAGCCAGCCCUCCAACCUGGCCAGGCACCGGUGUGUGCACACAAGGGAGAAUCCAUGUCAGUACUCUGAGAAUGGUAAGAGUUUCCACCACUUCUUCAUUCUAGCCAAAAGCCAGCAAAUCCACACAAGGGAGAAGUCACAUCCAUGCCCUUAUUGUGGGAAGAGCUUUAGCCGGCGUUACCACCUGGCCCGGCACCAGCUAAUCCACACAGGGGAGAAGCCAUAUCAGUGUUCUUUGUGUGGGAAGAGCUUCACCAGCUCCUCCCACCUGGCUGAGCACCAGCUCAUGCACACAGGGCAGAAGCCACAUCACUGCUCUGUGUGUGGGAAGAGCUUCAUCCGUCGCUCUCGCUUGGUCGAGCACCAGCUCAUCCACACAGGGGAGAGGCCUCAUCAAUGCUCUGAGUGUGGGAAGAGCUUCAUCCGCUCCUCCCAACUGGCCAAGCACCAGCUCAUCCACACAGGGGAGAAGCCGCAUCAGUGCUCUGAGUGUGGAAAGAGCUUCAACCGCUCCUCCAACCUGGCACAGCACAAGCUUAUCCACACAGGGGCAAAGCCACAUCAGUGCUCUGUGUGUGGAAAGAGCUUCACCUGCUCCUCCUACCUGGUAAAGCACCAGCGCAUCCACACAGGGGAGAAGCCACAUCAGUGCUUUGAGUGUGGGAAGAGUUUCACCCAGUCCUUCAACCUGGUUGAACACCGGCACAUCCACACAGGGGAGAAGCCGCAUCAGUGCUGGGAGUGUGGGAAAAGCUUUACCAGCUUCUCCAACUUGGCCCGGCACCAGCUCAUCCACACAAGGGAGAAACCACAUCAGUGCUCUGAGUGUGGGAACAGCUUUGGCCACUCCUCCUACCUGGUCCAGCACCAGCACAUCCACACAGGGGAGCUGCCAUACCGCUGUGCUGAGUGCAAGAAGAGUUUUACUGGAUGGGAUCACCUCCAAAGCCACAUGUGUGUCCACACAGGGGAGAAGCCAUUCUCCUGCCUGCAGUGUGGAAAAAGCUUCACUGAUCGCUCAACACUCACCCAACACCAGCGCUUGCACACGGGGGAGAAGCUCUUUUCCUGCAGCCAGUGUGGGAAAAGCUUCAUGCAGAGCUCCCAUCUCAUCAGUCACCUACUUGUUCACACGGGGGAGAAGCCAUUCUCCUGCAGCCAGUGUGGGAAGAGCUUCAUGCAGAGCUCUUCGCUCACCAAACACCUGCGCAUGCACACGGGGGAGAAGCCGUUCUCCUGCAGUCAGUGUGGGAAGAGCUUCACACAGAGCUCCCAUCUCACCAAUCACUUGCUUGUGCACACAGGGGAGAAGCCCUUCUCCUGCAGCCAGUGCGGGAAGAGCUUCACCCAGAGCUCCACACUUGCGCAGCACCUACGCGUGCACACGGGGGAGAAGCCGUUCUCCUGCCUGCAGUGCGGGAAGAGCUUCACUGAUCACUCGACACUCACCAAGCACCGGCGUGUGCACACGGGUGAGAAGCCAUUCUCCUGCAGCCAGUGCGGGAAGAGCUUUACGCAAAGCUCCCAUCUCACCAAGCACCAGCGUGUGCACACGGGGGAGAAGCCAUUCUCCUGCAGCCAGUGCGGGAAGAGCUUCACACAGAGCUCCACGCUCACACAACACCUGCGCAUGCACACAGGGGAGAAGCCCUUCUCCUGCCCGCAGUGUGGGAAGAGCUUCACCGAUCACUCGACGCUCACGCAGCACCGGCGCGUGCACACAGGGGAAAAGCCAUUUUCCUGCAGCCAGUGUGGGAAGAGCUUCACACAGAACUCCCAUCUCACCAUGCAUCUUCGCAUGCACACUGGGGAGAAGCCAUUUUCCUGCAGCCAGUGUGGGAAGAGCUUCACACAGAACUCCCAUCUCACCAUGCAUCUUCGCAUGCACACUGGGGAGAAGCCAUUUUCCUGCAGCCAGUGUGGGAAGAGCUUUGCACGGAGCUCCACACUCACCAGUCACCUGCAUGUGCACACGGGUGAGAAGCCCUUCUCUUGCAGCCAGUGCGGGAAGAGUUUCACACAGAGCUCCAAACUCACCAGUCACCUACGUGUGCACACAGGGAAGAAGCGGUUCUCUUGCACCCAGUGUGAAAAGAGCUUCAGUGACAGCUCAGCACUUACAAGUCAUCUGCAUGUGCACACGGGGAAGAAGCCAUUUUCUUGCAGCUAACAUGGGAGGGCUUCCUGCAGAGCUUCAAAUGCACCAAUCGCCUAUGAGCACACGGGUGAGAAACCUUUAUCCUGCAGCCAGUGUAGGAAGAGCAAGUCGUCACUCACUGAGCACCAGCCCAGGUACUCCGGGAAGAAGUCAUACUGCUCUGCCCAGAAUUGUUUACAGCAGAGCUCCGACCUGAGCAAUCACCAGCAAACCCAUGGGAGCAGGAUCAUCGCAUUGAACAGGGGGCUUUCCCUCAUCCCCCUCGGCAGUGGGAGUUAGCAUCCUGCCACUGGACUGUAACACCUCGGCUCCCUCUUGCUUCUAUGUGGAGUUGUCCCACAUGGGAUGUUGUAGCUUCUGGCAGAAGCUGGGACAGAGAAGAUAACAGAUAAGAGCUAAGUUAUGGAGCCAGGUAGCAGAAAGGAUAAAAGCUGGGGGAAACAAAACCAAAGUUGCUCUGAAAAAAAGGCAUCCUUUCUUGAACCAUCCAAUCCUAGACAAUUACCUGUGGGAGCAAGGUGAACCCUUCCUUUUCUUUGCUGUGGCUUUUGGGACAUCACCAUUGUCAUCUGUUUUUUACCAUCCUUGAUGAUCGUGUUACGUUCUACGUCAAUUGGACAGGUCCCUCGCUCCCGUGAAAGAACCAGUUUGAAUGAGUAAAGGGAAUAUCCAUGAAUCAGUUCUCAACUGUUUUGUCCUAUGGGACUCCCUGGCCUCCUCUGUGCUUCACUACUUUGCUUGUUGCAGGCCAGGACAGGAGUGCCAACAGGACUGCCAACCAGGGCAGUGCAGCGAGACAGGCCACAUCCCCAUUCCCAGCCACCACGUGCUGGUAGCUGGAGCAGCGCAGACAGAGCCCUGGGGUCAGGACAGCCAGGCCUUGCAGAGUCCAGGCCAACAGAGGAGGCAGAUUCAGCAGCCAUGUCUCUGGGGGUCCUUUAGGUCCCAGCUGCAUCUGUCCCUUUCCCAAGCCAGUUCCUCACACUGAUAUCCCUGGAUCCCCCACCCUUGGUGCACCUGUCCAUGCAGACAUCCCCAGUCUUUGGGGCUCUUGGUGUUCCCCAAGGGAUCCUUCCAGAGGGGAACAGUUCUAGCUGCACUCCUGCCAGCUGUGUCUCCACCACAGGGACAACCCCAUCUGCUAAUGCACCUUCCAGCCUCCCACUGCCCAAGUUAAAUAAGGUAACCUGUUCCUUUCUAUUGUGGAGCAGCCAGCGCACACACAGGGCCUCCCUGACCUUCAAUCUCAUGGCACAGAGCAAUGGGGCUCAGGGCAGGUGCUGCUUUUUUCACAGGCUGAACAUGUCAGAGAGGUGGCAGAGUUUGUGUCCUGGUUUGGGUCAGAGAGGAGUCCCGAGUCUGCCACCUGUGUUGGGGUUUGUGCUUAGGCAUUGGAGCACCUUCCAACAACAUUUUUUUGCCUUUCCUUGCUUUCUCCCAACUACAUCAAGCUGGCUCUUCUUACUGGUCUGGAUCCAGGAUAGCUUUCCAUCCAGGCCAGGGUAUGGCCCUGUCUUCUCCCACCAGAUACUCCCACCUAGUAUCUGCCCACAGCCUCCUUGUCUCAGGCGGGGACGCAGCGACAAUACUUUGCUGACCUGGUCCCACUCACCCCUCAUUUAAAAGGAGCACAAGCCUGUGGGGGAAAAGGGGGACUGAAGGGUCUCAAGGGAUAUCAGAAAUGGCUAGAUCAUCUGGAUCUUUAAGGUGAUGCCAAUUCUUCCAGCAAGGCUGUGGGAAAGGUUGAGACCAAAUCAGCGGCACCAGGUAGAAAGCCUGAAGCACACUGCUGUUAAUGUAGCUCAGAAGUAACUAAAGCUGACUUUCACCUCUAAAAUCUUCUAAUUUUACAAUGAACUCACCUCUCAAUUGUUUUUUAACCACCCUAGUGUCAUAAGGACACGGACUGCCAUUGUUGCCUUGGUUUGCCUGUGGUAGGUUAGUGUGGUUUUGCUCUUUGCACCAGGUGCCUUGGAGUUGUGUGGCAGGGUUGACUGUGUAGCUUUAAGGAUAGGUUAGGCAGGGACUUGUCUGGGAUGGUUUGAAUAAGGACAACUGUCUCUCAAGCAGGAGGUUGGACUAGAUCAAGGGUGGGCAAUUAUUCUGGGUGGAGGGCCGUUUACUGAGUUUUGGCAAGCCAUCGAGGG